Macadamia integrifolia is the source of this 1100-nucleotide messenger RNA. RefSeq names its product putative pectinesterase 11. The record is from RefSeq and is a predicted model, not a curated record. Lineage: Eukaryota; Viridiplantae; Streptophyta; Magnoliopsida; Proteales; Proteaceae. The coding region runs from base 14 to 1057 and encodes 347 amino acids. The transcript has 5 exons. Gene Ontology annotation, biological process: cell wall modification. Gene Ontology annotation, molecular function: pectinesterase activity.
AGACAAUUAACACAUGGUACAAAUAAUACACAUUGGUUUUAAGAAAAUGGAGAUUCAACAAGUUCGUGCUUGUGCUUGUGUUCUCUUAGUUGCCAUAGUUUCCUCUUCUCUCAUUACUUCUUCUGGUGCAACUAAUUCCACAAAUUGGUCUACUGCUCUUCUAAUCAAAGUCGAUCAAUCCGGAAAUGGCGAUUUUAAGAAGAUACAAGAUGCUAUUGAUGUUGUACCAUCUAAUAACUCUGACAAUGUCUUCAUAUGGAUUAAGCCAGGAAUCUACAGAGAAAAAAUAGUGAUUCCAGAGGAUAAACCCUUCAUAACAUUGAGUGGAUCCAAGGCGAGUACUACCAUAAUAACGGAGAAUGGCUACGGCAACAUAUUUGAGUCUGCUACUCUCUCUAUAUUGGCUACUGACUUUGUAGCCCGAUCUCUUACAAUAGAGAACACAUACGGUUCUGGCAACAAAGCAGUGGCAUUGAGGGUAUCAGCAGACAAAGCAGCAUUUUAUGGGUGCAAGAUACUCUCUUAUCAAGAUACCCUCCUUGAUGACACAGGAAGACAUUAUUACAACAACUCUUACAUCGAAGGUGCCACUGAUUUCAUCUGUGGAAACGCUGCUUCUCUUUUUGAAAAUUGUCAUCUACAUUCACUAUCGAAAGGAACUGGGGCAAUCACGGCCCAACGCAGGGAAUCACCUUCAGAGAACACUGGGUUCACAUUCUUGGGUUGCAAGAUCACCGGAAUGGGCAGCUGCGUCUUAGGAAGGCCAUGGGGUGCUUACUCUAGGGUGGUGUUUGCCAUGACUUACAUGUCUAGCUCUGUACUGUCUCAGGGUUGGGACGACUGGGGUCGUUCAUCCACACACAGUACGGUGUACUAUGGGGAGUAUAAGGAUUAUGGACCUGGAGCAGCUUCAUCAGGAAGGGUUAAAUGGUCGCGAAGGCUUUCAGCUGCGGAGGCCAAACCUUUCUUGAGUAAGGAUAUGAUCGGUGGAAAGGAUUGGCUUAGACCUGUACCUACCCAUUUCAAGAGACCUUAUUACAUCAUCUCCAAUAAGUAAUUAAUUAUGGAUGAGACCUGCUACAAUCGCAAGUUCUUAUGGA